Neodiprion fabricii is the source of this 1301-nucleotide messenger RNA. RefSeq names its product heart- and neural crest derivatives-expressed protein 1-like (gene Hand). Gene Ontology annotation, biological process: regulation of transcription by RNA polymerase II; developmental process. Bases 335 to 1222 code for a protein of 295 amino acids. The transcript is spliced from 3 exons. Gene Ontology annotation, molecular function: DNA-binding transcription factor activity, RNA polymerase II-specific; RNA polymerase II transcription regulatory region sequence-specific DNA binding; protein dimerization activity. Lineage: Eukaryota; Metazoa; Arthropoda; Insecta; Hymenoptera; Diprionidae. The record is from RefSeq and is a predicted model, not a curated record.
CGUCAGUAUCAUUCCAACCGUUUUCUCAGUCACGCCGCGCACGCGUCCUUUUGGUAGAAAAAUUCACCGAGAUUAAUAAAGAAAAAUCCCGCAACGUCAGCCUCCGUUCGACACGUGUGUGACGAUAAUCACCCUCCACAUUUGUUCUUUUAGUUUUCGUUAAUUUUUAGUCAUAUAUUUGUUACUUUUUUUUUUCUGCAACUGUGCUUUCAAGGACCGUAAGUUCCGCUAUAAGAAAUUUCUUCGUAUUCGGUAACCCGGGGAGGUUACAACCCCCGCGGAAUCAUCUUCGUUCUCGCGUUUGAGCCACAGUGACGUGCCUCGAACGUUAAAAAUGUUGGGAGGCUACGAGGCUCAGGCAGAAUAUUACCCUCAAUGGCAUCAGCCGUACAACUACAUGACCCAGCUGCCCUACGGACCCAUCGGAAUUCCGGACCCGGUCGAGGUUCAUUCGACGUAUUGGGCGGCGGCGGAUUCCGGAAUAUCCGGGGGCAGUUCGGGGGCCGGAAGUCCGGCGGCCUCGACGCCGCCGUUGAUCGAAGAGAUCGGAGUCCAGGAACCGUCGCACUAUUCCCCUUCGUCGCAUUCCUCGCACUACUCGAAGUCAACGACGACGACGACGACGAACCACCACCAUCACAAUCACCAUCAUCAUCAUCAUCACCAACAGUACAACGCCCAUCAGAUGACGAGUGGCUCGGGGCACCAAUCUUAUCCAGCUUUGAUGUACCAGGCUUGUCAGACCGAGUCUGCGACUAGGCAGAGCGAAUUUCUUGGGGGUUCGUUGCAGCCCUCCGACCACCUUCAACGCGUCCACGACGUCAGGGAAGGGAUGGUCGUAAGGCCGAAACGGAGGAACACCGCGAAUAAAAAGGAGAGAAGACGCACCCAGAGCAUCAACAACGCCUUCGCCGAUCUCAGGGACUGCAUACCGAACGUACCGACCGACACGAAACUUUCCAAGAUAAAAACACUCAGGCUCGCGGCUUCCUACAUUGGGUACUUAAUGGCGGUUCUCGACAGCGACGAGGGAGAGGAACCGCAGAGUUUUAAGGCAGAAAUUUUGUCCAGUAGCAGGCGUAACAAGUCUCAACAAAACGCGAUCGAGACUUCCGGUCAGAGCACUUCCUUGGUGCAAGAAGAAGGCCCCAAGGGUAAGGGUAGAACUGGAUGGCCACAGCAUAUGUGGGCCUUGGAACUGAAGCAGGAACCUCAGGCCUGACUGAAAGACGCCGCAGAGAAAGAGUCGAGGAGUUGAUUGAUCGGGAACAAGAGAAUUUUCGCGACACGUGACGAACUGU